ACGAAAACACUUCUCAUUUGCUCAACAUUUUCUGUUUUCUUAAACAUACUAUACUAAUCAUAAGCUUGACGUGAUCACACAUGAAUGAAAAUCAAAUCGAGCAUAAUUAAAAAUGGCGGUAAUUGAUUCUGAAAGUGGUGAUUCAACCUCAGUUUCAAUUCAACAAAAUGUAAACGAUAGAGAUGCGUCCAAGAAAGUUAAAAUAGACGGAUCUCAAACUCGAUGGAUCAUCAUUACAUUGGUAAUGUAUUACUUCCUGGCAGAAGGAUUCACAAAAACAUGUUUUGGACAAGUGAACAACAUUGUGGCAAGAUUUUUCGAUGUUAGUUUGGAGUAUGUGGAUUGGCUGACGCUGGCUCCGGCUGCUUCCAGUGCAGUAUCGUUAUUUUUUAUGACUUGGAUGGCAGCUUCUGGAUUAGUGGGACUUCGAAGAUGGUGUCUCACUUCUGCUGGGUUCAUCACGUUGUCGUUUGCUUUCACAGUGACAGGAGUUCUCGGAAGGCACUUAUUUCCAUUGGCUGUGCUCGGGCAAAUUCUAGCUGGAACAGUUCAUGCCAUCAAUUUUUCACUGGCGCCCUUAAUGGCUUCAAGUUGGUUUCCUGAGAAAGAGCAACCGACAGCAAUUGCGUUAACUUACGCAGGACUGAACGCUGGAAAUAUAGUAGGAUUGUUGAUUCCGGCAAACGUUGUACCAAAAACAAAUGACACGAAUGGUACGAUGAUGUCGCUAACUAUUGACGGCGAAAUCGAGUGGGAUGAAAAAAUUUCGAUGGCCCUGACAGCAAUAUUUUCGUCAUUUCUGGCAGCAUCGCUUGUAUUUGGAUUUUUUUCGUUUCUUUUUAUAUUUGAUGCUCCAAGUCCAAUGCAGUUACCUGAUAAUCAGACAGUAGUGGAAGAAGAAAGAUAUCAAAUGCGCAAAAAGAAGAGAAAGGAGUCAGCUUUUCAAAUCCGGAUCAAUAAAGCAAGGAGUGCUACAAAAGGCACAAUCGCGGUUUGGGUUCAGUCAUCGAAAAACCUCCUGACAAUGAGGAAAUUCAUGGUAUUAGCGAUACCAUACGGUAUUUUAAUGCCGCUGUGUUUGAUAUGGUUUGUUCUCAUGUCAGAUAUGCUUCGUUCAACUCGUUUUGAAACUGUGAUAUUUUUAGACAUUUCAGCAGAAAACAUUUCAACAUCGAACGCUCUUUUUAAAACAUCAUCAAAUGUAAUGGCCGGUUAUGCCGUGUCAUUGUAUUGCGUUGGCGGACUAAUCUCCGGAGCAUUUACGGGAAAAGUUGCACAACUUUUCAAUUUUCAUUAUGCUAGAAUAUCUUGCGGUGCCACUUGGGGCGUUGUUAUGGCUUCGGUGGGAAUAUUUGUUGGCUUUUCAGUAGGUUCUAUCGAAUGUAUAUUUGUAUUUACAUUAAUUUUUGGCCUGUUCGUGCCAGUGGCGGCUACGGCUCUAGUUGCUUUAGUCAUAGAACGCGUAACAAGUGAAGACCGUCUAACGGUUGGUACAUGGCUUGCGAUAUUUUCGUCAGCAAACGCGUCACUCCUUCCGUUAUUUGGAAGAAUAUUUUUCGAAAAUUUUGGCCCUAGUUCAAUUUGUAUUUUUCAAAUAACUCUUGCGACAGUUCUAGCCAUUUUUCUUAUUUUUGUUGGUCGCUUUCUACAAUAAGCGGAUUCACGGCAAUUUUGAAACUUUUUGCCAGAAUUCAAAUCUCGACUAUAUGCUUGUCAGUUCAAAAUACUUAUUGUUUAUACCGGUAAUUAUAUUUUUUAUGGAUUGCUAACAAUAAGUUGAAUUUAUUCAAAUCUACGAUAAAAAAAAAUUGGCCACCGCUGAUUUUUCAUUAUGCAUCUUUGAAAGCUUUUCCUUGCUUAUUCAUUAUUUUUUUAUAAUUAUUUUUUAUUGUUUCAUUUUACCACUUUCUCGUCUCCUCAACUUCUUCAUUUACCUAUAUUUCUCAUUUAUAUAUUAUCAAAUAUUUUGAAAUUCUCAACAUGAGAUCUGUAUCAGUUUUGAUUAUGUAGCAUAUUAGAAAUAAUGUUGAUAUUUUAAUUUAAAAAUGCAUGACGUACACAGAAUAGACCUCUAUUUGUUAAUUUGUACCAUGUUCAAUGUUGCGCAUAUCAAUAUUGGAACAUAAGGUUUUGUAUCAUUCAGUAUGCAGGAAUAAAUGGUGAACUGCUUAGUAAAGCUGUUCCCACACACUCCUGGUAGGGCAAGAAACCGUUCUCAGUGCCUCCUCCGAAGUGGGCUACUGCACUUCAUCCAUGCAUAAUCCUGUGUUUUUCGCAGCUGUAUAUUCUGUUACAACUACAUUUAUAUUUUACUAUCGAUAGGUAAUUUGACAGUCUCUGUGUAAAGUGUGGAAUAUUUGUAUUUCUUUUUUUUAGUUAAUCAUGCACUUUGUUCAAUUUUCUGUUGGUAGUGAUGUAAAUAAAACGGUUCCAUUAUCUUUGAACUCGCGUACAUUU
This is a messenger RNA of Styela clava, 2457 nucleotides long. RefSeq lists its product as uncharacterized. Gene Ontology annotation, cellular component: membrane. Gene Ontology annotation, molecular function: heme transmembrane transporter activity; heme binding. The record is from RefSeq and is a predicted model, not a curated record. Lineage: Eukaryota; Metazoa; Chordata; Ascidiacea; Stolidobranchia; Styelidae. Gene Ontology annotation, biological process: heme export; transmembrane transport.